Chiloscyllium plagiosum (whitespotted bambooshark) is the source of this 2375-nucleotide messenger RNA. Its product is annotated as N-acetyllactosaminide beta-1,3-N-acetylglucosaminyltransferase 3-like. Gene Ontology annotation, biological process: protein O-linked glycosylation; poly-N-acetyllactosamine biosynthetic process. Gene Ontology annotation, molecular function: hexosyltransferase activity; UDP-glycosyltransferase activity. NCBI's taxonomy places the organism in Eukaryota, Metazoa, Chordata, Chondrichthyes, Orectolobiformes, Hemiscylliidae. The record is from RefSeq and is a predicted model, not a curated record. Gene Ontology annotation, cellular component: Golgi membrane.
GCUGUCUUGGAAAGAAUACUUUGGGGAGUCAGGAGGUGCAGAAUGCGAAGACAUUUCAGAUUGCUUGAAAAGUUUGGUCUGGUGUGCAUUGGAACUCUGGGAUUGGUAUACAUUUUCAGUCACAACAGCCCAUCGGAACCGAUUGAUGUUGUGUCCCGGGAAGAGCACCAACCUGUCGGCUUGCCUGACCUCGUUGCUGUCCAAACAGAGAAACCCAAGCACAUUCCCACGUGCAGAGAAAACACGAGUGUCUCGAGUUUGCCAACAUUUGCGGUUCAGCCGCAGAAUGUGAAGGACUUUCUGAGGUACAAGCACUGCAGGGAUUUCAAUCUCAUCCAGAACGUGCCCAAGAAAUGUGGAGGGCCAGAGAACUCUCACAAUGUCUUCCUGCUGUUGGUGAUCAAAUCCGACCCCUUCAAUCACGACCGACGGGACAUGGUGAGGAGGACCUGGGGGAAGGAGCGGAGAUUCCAAGGGGUCCAGAUCAAGCGGGUCUUCAUCACCGCCCUGUCUCCCAAUGAACAUGAGCAGGCGAAGUUGAACCGGGUGUUGGAGCUGGAGAACCGGCAACACCGGGACAUCCUGCAGUGGGACUUCCUGGACACCUUCUUCAACCUGACCCUCAAGCAGUUCAAACUGUUGCAGUGGCUGGACGUCUAUUGUCCCAAGGCCCAGUUCAUCUUCAAUGGAGAUGAUGAUGUCUUCGCCAACAGCGACAACAUGGUGGAGUAUCUGCAGGGCAUGGAAGCUGGUAAGAAAGGAGGCCAGCAUCUCUACGUGGGACAUCUCAUCGCCGGUGUGGGCCCCAUCCGAGAGAGGUGGAGCAAGUACUAUAUCCCUGAGGUGGUGACCUCCUCCCAGUCCUACCCACCUUACGCUGGCGGAGGGGGCAUCCUCAUGUCGCGGCACACAGCCAGUGUCAUUUACAGCGUAGCCCGGGAGAUCGAGGUCUUCCCCAUCGACGAUGUGUUCUUCGGCAUGUGCCUGGAGAAAGCGGGCCUGGCCCCCAAGUCGCACAUGGGUUUCCGGACGGCUGGGGUCUGGGUACCAUCCCCCGAAGAUGACUCGUUUAACCCGUGUUACUACCGGGAGCUGCUCCUGGUGCACCGCUUCCGGCCGUAUGAGCUGCUCCUGAUGUGGGAGGCUGUGCACAACAGCAGCCUCCGCUGUGCACGCUCACCUCUGAGGGUGGCACUGCCACAGACGUAGGGCAUGGUGCUGCUCCGGAUGCCACACUGGGGGGGGUGUGUGUAUCUUGGAAGAAACCCUUCCCAAAAUACUUCAGCAGCUGACCCGUCCCCUUCCUAGCCUGCUUUCCAACCCCCCCUCCAACAGGGGGAUCUCCUGUUUUGAUGAUUAUCCAGUCGCUCUCCUUCUGAAACCAUGGCCCUCCAGCCACUGACUUCUCCGGGAUGUCAACCAUGUGGGGCAUCGCAGUUCAGUCCAAGGUGCAGCUGGUUUUAUGGUCUGGUGUCCCACUGAGGCUUAUGCAGAAUGACUAAGAUCAGAAGCUCUGUUGUGUUGUCACACACACACACACACACACACACACACACACACACACACACACACACACACACACACACACACCCCAACAAACACUGAGCCACGCACGCAAUCUGUGCCUUGAGCCAAGUUCUCUUGUGCCUGGACAGUAUUUCCAAUUAUUUUAACACUCCUUGUUCCCCACCCCAACCUCCAUACCAAUCUUUAUGCCCCACCCAAAGCCCAGAGGGAUUAAUAACAAUUUAGCAGAGGAUCAUCCUAUCUAGAAUCCAUGAGUUUGGUUCAGGGGGAGAAUCAUUCCAAGUUGUUCAUGAGCCAUUUCAAUGCUGCAGUGUGGUGUGAGUGGUUGGGUGAGAUGGGGUCAGUGGGUGGCCUGGAUGUGCUGAAUACCAUCCCUCAUCCUCUUAAUUCCAACUUGAUCCCAAGGUUUCCAUCCAGUGGACAACCCGAAGUGAACAGUCUUCCUCUUCCUGGUUUCCUUUUUGAUCAAGGGAGUGGGUUUAACUUCCCAAUUCUUGUUUUGAUAAGGGCGACACCUCCAUGAUGCAAAUUUAGACUCUGAUACUGAUUUUGUAUUUUUCUUCUUCACUUAAGAAGAAGCUAUUGUUUAUACUAAUGGUGAGAUUGUUUAAAAAAAAUUGAAGAAAGCUAUUUCCUCAUUUUAUUAUUUUAAGUGGAUUUGUUCAGACUAAGCAGCCUGUGCAUGAUCAAUGACAAAGAGACAGAGGAAUAUGAAAGUUACUGUCAGACAUAAGUGAUGUAACAAAUCCUAUGUUCAAAAAUACUUUGGUCUAAAGUCCCCAAAAUGUGUAAAAAGCAUUAAAUAAAUACAAUCUGUCUUUCUACCAAGAUUUAAAUGCAACUUCCAA